UUAUCUUCCUUUCCUUCUCUUCCCUCCCUCAACUUGUUCUUCAAUUUGAUUGUUUUUUUUUUUGGGUUCUUUCUGAAGAAAUUUACGAGUGCGAGGUUUCCUCGUAGAUUCCCUUUCUUUUUCUCCGCUAAUUCCGAUCGUUUUCGAUUCUUUUACGGCUUUUUCCAUCGGCAAGAUUUCUGCAUUUGAUUGCAGAGGGAUAGAUUGGCGAGGCCUGUAGAGACUUCGUGGCAUGUCAUACCAUCAGCAAGAUAUGGAUGAAUUUGAUUACAUGGCGGGUGGGCAUGAAAUGGCUGAUGAAAUUGAUGAUGGAGAACUGGGUGAAGACGAAUUAGACAUGCUUACCAAGGUGACAGAUACAUCAUCUGCCCUUGCGAGGAAGGGACAGGACAUUCAAGGUAUUCCAUGGGAGAGCUUGAAUAUUACUCGCGAGAAGUACCGGUUGACAAGGCUUGAACAGUAUAAAAAUUAUGAAAAUAUUCCUUUAUCCGGAGCAUCUGUUGAUAAGGAGUGCAAAGCAAUAGAAAGUGGAGGGAACUACUAUGAGUUCUUUCACAAUACAAGACUGGUUAAGCCUACUAUCUUGCACUUUCAGCUAAGGAACUUGGUUUGGGCGACUUCAAAACAUGAUGUGUAUUUGAUGUCCAAUUAUUCUGUCAUGCACUGGUCAUCUUUAUCCGGCAACUUAUCUGAGAUCCUCAACUUUUCUGGGCAUGUAGCACCUACGGAGAAACAUGCUGGAAGUCUAUUAGAGGGUUUUACACAAACUCAGAUUAGCACACUUGCAGUCAAGGACAAUUUUCUGGUUGCAGGUGGAUUCCAAGGAGAGCUUACUUGCAAGCGUUUGGAUAAACAAGGAGUAAGCUUCUGUACUCGCACAACACAUGAUGAUAACGCAAUUACAAAUGCUGUUGAAAUAUAUGACAGCAUGAGUGGUGAAUUACAUUUCAUGGCAGCAAAUAAUGAUUGCAGCGUGAGAGAGUAUGACAUGGAGAGGUUUCAGCUUUUGAAUCACUUCCAUUUUUCAUGGCCAGUAAAUCAUACAUCAAUGAGCCCAGACCGGAGGCUUAUCACUGUUGUUGGGGAUCACACAGAUGGAUUGAUUGUUGAUUCAAGAAAUGGAACGGCUAUAGGUACGGUUGUUGGUCAUCGAGAUUACUCCUUCGCUUCUGCUUGGCAUCCCAAUGGUCGGAUGUUUGCUACUGGGAAUCAAGACAAGACAUGCCGAGUAUGGGAUAUAAGGAAGUUCUCAUCACCCAUUGCAGUUCUUAAGGGUCAUAUCGGUGCUGCUCGGUCGAUCCGUUAUUCAUCAGACGGUCAGUUCAUGGUGGUUGCUGAACCUGCAGAUUUUGUACAUGUGUAUAGCACAAGUGCAGAUUAUAAGAAGAGACAAGAGAUCGAUUUCUUCGGAGAGAUCUCUGGGGUGUCGUUGAGCCCAGAUGAUGAGUCUCUGUACAUAGGAAUCUGGGAUAGGACAUAUGCAAGCUUACUACAAUAUAACAGGAGGCAUACCUAUGGAUAUAUUGAUUCAUUCUUGUAGUCGUCACUCUCUUGUAAGGGAGAAAAUAGUAUUUUGUGGUUAAAAGAAAAGAAUGGUUUAUCUUUCCCGGCAACGCCGAGCGACCGAAACAAUAUCACAGACUUGGAAGUAAGUAAUUCUUGGAACUGGUUUCUGAAGCUGUACAUAGUUUCUAGUUUUGUAUUGUUCAUGUUUAUUGAAAAUGAAAAUGAAUGGCUGCUCAGGUGACUACUUUCUUCCCCUUCA
Momordica charantia (bitter melon) is the source of this 1765-nucleotide messenger RNA. RefSeq names its product putative WD repeat-containing protein C2A9.03. NCBI's taxonomy places the organism in Eukaryota, Viridiplantae, Streptophyta, Magnoliopsida, Cucurbitales, Cucurbitaceae. The record is from RefSeq and is a predicted model, not a curated record. Gene Ontology annotation, molecular function: protein binding.